Molecule: messenger RNA, 2528 nt
Organism: Entelurus aequoreus (snake pipefish)
Lineage: Eukaryota; Metazoa; Chordata; Actinopteri; Syngnathiformes; Syngnathidae
Product: serine/threonine-protein kinase pim-2-like
Exons: 9
Coding region: 273-1865 (530 amino acids)
Biological process (GO): negative regulation of apoptotic process; regulation of mitotic cell cycle; protein autophosphorylation
Cellular component (GO): cytoplasm
Molecular function (GO): protein serine/threonine kinase activity; ATP binding
Source: RefSeq, a predicted model, not a curated record
UCGGGGGAGAAGAAAAAGCACGUCAACCGUUGCUGUCACUGUGACAUCCUAUAGCCCGUGAACGCAACAUCAUGUCGUCUCGUUAUAAUAAUAAUAAUAAUAAUAAAAACACAUCUUUAUUGUUAUUCACACCGUAUGUACCGAUGCACCAAUCCACACCCGAAUUCGAAAUAAAAUAUGAUAUUUUUGUAUUCUUUGGUGUUUACUAAACGUGUUGUUGCCGUCGUGACGUCACCGUCCUCCUGCAAGUUUUGGACAAUAUUGCUAACAAAAUGAAUGUCAACAAGUGUGUUGAUUUUGCAUCAUCUGGCAUCCUCUCAGUUGCAGACCACCCAGCAAAAAGCACCUGCAGGGCGAGGAACCCAAAAUGCGCCGCCAUCAAAAAUGGAGCACUACCCACCAAGAGGUGCUAUGACCCCAUUGUCCUAAAUACUGGCGGCUCCAGAGCGGGAGCCGCAGAAGCUGUGCCCACCAAAAGGACCAAACAAGAGACCCUCUUGUCCAACAGAAGGGUCACGUCUACCAAGGGGUCCAUGAAGGCGUCUCGGAGAACCAAACGCAAGAGCAGAAGAAAAAUGGACAGCCUUAAAAAAAAAAAGAGGGUCAAAUCGACAAAAAACCCAAAACCGGACGCCCUUCUAAAGAAUGUCACCAAGACCCUGCCUGUGAAAGUAGCACCUGCACGGGGCACCAAGAGGAAGGCUGACACCAAGCUGGGGACCCUCACAAAAAAGCAGAGGGUGUCCGUAAAGGUGGUGCCGGCUAAACUGAAAACCAGACCGCAGAUGAGGAAACCCAAAGUCAAGCCAGAGACCCUCAUGCGCAGGCGGAAGGGUAAAUCCAAACUGCAGUCGCUGACGAGGAGACGAGGCGGCAAAGACAAACCGAAGAGGAGGCAUAGAGGAAAAACCAAUGAGUGGUCCAGGAGGACCAGACCCAGACGGAGGGCUGAUAAGAGACCAGAGACUUUGACGAGGAGGCAGUGGGUCAAAGCCACGCAGAUGUCCAUGGUCCAACAGGCCCAGAGACGUCUCCUGGCCACCACCAGUCAAGCCUCGUUUGAGCAAAAGUACCAGCAGCUGGAGAAGAUCGGUGAAGGAGGCUUCGGCUCCGUCUACGCAGGAUACCGGAAAAAUGAUUCUUUUGCCGUGGCCAUCAAACACAUCCCCAAAGAUGAAGUCAAGAUCAUACCACUGAACAUCAACGGCAGAAAGCAGGACGUCCCACUGGAGGCGCUGCUCAUGCUCCAGGCUUCGUCCAUAAAGAACGCAGACGGCAAGUCGGCCGUGGUGUCCCUGCUGGACAAGUACGACCUGGGCCAGGAGCUGGUGCUGGUCAUGGAGAAGCCGGUGCGGUCCGUGGACAUGUUCACCUACAUCACCAGAUGUCGCCUCGGACACCUCAAGGAACACGAGGCAAAGAACAUCAUGAAGCAGCUGGUGGACGCCGCCAUCAAAAUGCACGCCGUCAACGUUUUCCACCGCGACCUCAAACCGGGGAACAUUCUCCUGGAGGCCACCUACGGCGUCCCUCGCGUGCGCGUCAUCGACUUUGGCUGCAGCUGCUUUGUGACGGAGGAACCUUACUACGACUACACGGGGACUCUCUCUUACGCGCCCCCAGAGUUUGUCCUGAGGGGGGCGUACAGGGCCGGACCCACCACGGUGUGGCACCUGGGCGCCAUGCUCUUUGAGCUACUGGCUGGCACCAAACAGUUUGACACGCUCCUCUUCAUCUCGCAGAUGCUCGGACUGAACCGUGUUCUAUCCCAAGAUUGCAGAGACUUCCUGCAGCUGUGCCUCAAUUCCGAUCCGGAUCAGCGCGCCACCCUGGUGCAGAUACACCAGCACCCGUGGCUCCUCUAAAUAACCUGAACUUGGCAGCGUAUUGGAACUGCAUUUUGGAAGCUGAAUAUGUACACACACAAAAAAAAAGUUGUCAAAGUGCAAUCUUAGGAAAACAGUAGGUGUAAAAGUGACAGUGCCCCCUACUGGCCUGGCAUGCAAGCUACAGUGUUUCCACUCCUUUUUGUAGCUCUUAUUUGGUUAUUUUUAUCAGUUUGAAUUUAAAAACGAUAUGAACUGACUAGUGGCAUGUUUACCAAGGAAAAACUCAACUCUUGUUACUCUCCAGUUACUUUUAAUUAAGCAGGAAAUAGCUUGCUAAUGAAUACAAUUGGACAAAAACUGUUUUUUUUCCUUUGAGUCACUGUGGAACUCUCGCCCACGCUAGAAUAAAUGUUCAUCUUGUUUGUCUAAUAUUUUGAGUUAGAAAGUUAUCUGUCGCUAGCAGAACAAAUGUGUUUAUUUCACUUUUAUUAAGAGGACUUCUUUUUCUUUUCAUGACUUUUGUGACAUUUCCCCCCACCCUGAAUUUCCAAAAUGGGACCAAAAGUAAAUAAAAGUACUUAACCAGUCAGGUGUUGACGGCUGACUUUAACAGAUAAAUCUUUUGACAUGGGCCAAAAUUAAAUAAAUACAUAUUUAAAUAAUCACUCAAAGAUUCAUUGAUUAAUCAUAAUUUGAACU